UCCCUUAUUUACAUUUUUUUUCAGCACGCUUAGAAAAACCCUACCCAUCGUCUUCCUUCCGAGUCUCAUAUAAAAUCUUUGUUUCCAUAAAAAAAAGUCUUAUAAAACUAAAAAAAAAUCGAAUUCGAAGAAACUCACCCUUAGCCUUUUAGGGUUUCCAAUCUCUCAUCUCCUCCCUCUCUAAAUCCGAUCACAAUCGCCAAAGAUCCUUACUUUUUGGUAAAUCCCCUCACUCAAAGAUUCGAUUUUUACCUGUGAACCGGAGCUAAGCUUCCUUCGGAUUCUAAUUCCCAAGGCAUUGUUCGACUUAUAUAACACAUAAAGGAACAGACUUUUCGAAUCUGCGAGGGUUAACAAUGGACGACCUCGAAAACGCGAUACUAAUCUGCUUCGAAUCUGGUCCCGUCGAAGCCUCGUUAAAGCCCCAAGCCGCUGCUUACUGUCAGCAAGCCAAAGAGGCCCCGGACAUAUGCAGGAUUUGCAUUCAGAAGCUCUGGUUCUGCAGCCUCGUCCAGGUCCAGUUCUGGUGCUUGCAGACUCUUCAGGACGUUUUGAGGGUUAGCUACGGAUCCAUGACGUUGGAUGAGAGGAGCUUUGUCAGGAGCUCGGUGUUCUCUAUGGCGUGUUUGGAAGGUGUUGAUAGUAAUGAGAACGUUGUGAGGGUUGUGGAAGGGCCUGUGUUUGUUAAGAACAAGCUCGCUCAGGUUUUGGUUACUUUGAUCUACUUUGAGUAUCCUUUGGUCUGGUCCUCUGUGUUUGUUGAUUUCAUGGGGCAUUUGAGUAAAGGGGGUGUUGUGAUUGAUAUGUUUUGUCGGGUGUUGAAUGGGUUGGAUGAUGAGUUGAUUAGCUUGGAUUAUCCUCGGUCGCCGGAGGAGAUAGCGGUGGCUGCGAGGGUGAAGGAUGCGAUGAGGCAGCAGUGUGUGCCUCAGAUUGCUAGAGCUUGGUAUGACAUUGUCUCUGCCUACAGGAACUCGGAUCCUGAGCUCUCUGCUACUGUGUUGGAUUGUAUGAGGAGAUUUGUGUCUUGGAUUGAUAUUAAUUUGGUUGCUAAUGACGCGUUUGUUCCGCUUCUGUUUGAGUUGAUUUUGUCUGAGGGGUUGGCUGAUCAAGUCCGUGGGGCAGCAGCUGGGUGUGUCUUGGCCAUGGUUGCUAAGCGGAUGGAGCCGCACUCGAAGCUGCCUCUGUUGAAGACUCUUCAGAUAAGUCGUGUUUUUGGUUUAGUGUCUGAAGACGCUGACUCUGAGCUUGUGUCGAAGGUAUCCGCUUUGGUUACUGGCUAUGCGGUUGAGGUUCUUGAAUGCCAUAAGCGGUUGAACUCAGAGGAGACCAAGGCGGUCUCCAUGGAUCUGCUCAACGAAGUUCUGCCAUCGGUUUUCUACGUCAUGCGGAACUGUGAGGUGGAUUCUACUUUCAGCAUCGUCCAGUUUCUCAUGGGUUACGUCUCAACUCUCAAAGGCCUCCCUGCACUGAAGGAGAAGCAGCUCCUCCACAUUACUCAGAUUCUCGAAGUGAUCAGAAUCCAGAUUUGCUACGAUCCCAUGUACCGCAAUAACCUCGAUGCGCUGGACAAGAUUGGGUUGGAAGAGGAAGAUAGAAUGUCCGAGUUCAGAAAAGAUCUCUUUGUCUUGUUACGUACAGUGGGACGUGUUGCUCCUGAAGUUACACAGCAUUUCAUCCGCAACGCUUUGGCAAAUGCUGUUGAAUCCUCCUCUGAGAGAAACGUCGAAGAAGUAGAAGCUGCGCUCUCGCUUUUGUACUCGCUUGGAGAGUCUAUGACGGAGGAGGCCAUGAAAUCAGGAUCCGGAUGUUUGAGUGUAUUGAUUCCGAUGCUCUUGACCACAAAGUUCCCUGGUCAUUCGCAUAGACUAGUUGCGCUUGUCUACUUGGAAAACAUAACUAGGUACAUGAAGUUCAUCCAAGAAAAUUCACAGUACAUUCCCAAUGUUCUUGGUGCUUUCCUUGACGAAAGGGGUUUGCAUCACCAGAACGUCCAUGUGAGCCGUAGAGCUUACUACUUGUUCAUGAGAGUAGUGAAAUUGUUGAAAUCAAAGCUUGUUCCAUACAUUGACAAGAUCCUGCAGAACCUUCAAGAUACAUUGUCCCAGUUGACGACCAUGAACUUUGCCUCAAGACAACUAUCAGGAACUGAAGAUGGCAGUCACAUUUUCGAGGCCAUUGGCUUAAUCAUAGGGUUAGAGGAUGUCCCAGCUGAAAAGCAGUCAGAUUAUCUGUCUUUACUGCUUACUCCUCUCUGUCAACAGAUUGAGAAAGGACUCAUGGAGGCAAAGGUUGCAAGUGGUGAAGAGUUCCCUGUAAAAAUUGCUAAUAUCCAGUUUGCCAUUGUGGCAAUUAAUGCUCUCAGCAAGGGCUUUAGUGAACGUCUUGUUACUGUGAGCCGUCCUCGAAUUGGUCUCAUGUUUAAGCAGACGCUUGAUAUGCUUCUAAGGAUUUUGGUUGAGUUUCCAAAGGUUGAGCCUUUGCGGAGUAAGGUCAUAUCACUCAUACACCGUAUGGUUGAAACCCUUGGACCCUCUGUGUUGCCGUAUCUCCCCAAGGCUUUAGAACAGCUACUUGCUGACAGUGAGCAGCCGAAGGAAAUGGUUGGUUUCCUGGUACUACUCAACCAGCUCAUCUGCAAGUUCAGCGGCUCGCUCCGCGGUAUACUGGAAGAAGUCUUUCCUGUGGUUGCCGACAGGAUUUUCAAAGUAAUUCCAAUAGAUGGAUUAACCCCAUGCACUGGAACUGUCACUGAUGAGGAAAUGAGGGAACUGAUCGAGCUUCAGAGGACGCUCUUCACAUUUCUUCAUGUGAUGGCCACACAUGAUCUCUCUUCUGUAUUCCUUGUUAAAAGUAUGACGUAUAUAGAACCGAUGACGCUGCUGCUUUUGAACGCUUCUUGUACUCACAAGGAUAUAACCGUACGAAAGGCAUGCGUGCAGAUAUUCAUUAGACUUAUUGAAGAUUGGUGUCCCAAGCCAUACACCGUGGAGAAGGUCCCAGGUUUUCAGGAUUUCAUGAGCAACAGUUUUGCAACCAACUGCUGCUUGUUAAGCGUACUCGAUACAUCAUUUGAUUUCAAUGACGCGAAUACUCAGGGCUUGUUAAGUGAAAUCAUCACGGUUCAGAGAGUGAUGUAUGAAAGAUUUGGUAAUGCGUUUCUCAUGCAUCUUAUGUCUGGAGCUUUUCCAUCAGCAAAUUGUCCACAAGAAAUGGCGGAACAGUAUUGCCAAAAGUUGCAGGGUAAUGAUAUUGGGGGGCUCAAGUCAUACUACCAGUCCCUUAUUAAAAAUCUCAGGCUUCAACAAAACGGGAAUCAUGUUUUCAGAUAGCAUUCGAAAUAAAGGUCUCUAAGGUCAAUUCUUCUGCGAGCUCUACCACUGUGAACUCUAAAAGUCUCUCUGCAGGUUUCUCCAGAUGUAAAUAUUUGUUGUCGAUGCGUUACUUGAGAGGCAACAAGUUGUACCUUUACGAAAGAAACAUGUUAUUGAUUCUCUCUCCCGAAGUAGUUUACUCAGUACCACCAAUGCAGUGCAAGUUCUUCCAGUGCAACACUCCAGAUGUUUAAUUUGUUUUUUCUUUUAGCCUUUUGGUCAUGGGAUUGUAUCUAUGAAGCCUCUCUUUUUGCCAUAUCUCCAAAUUUUGGUUAUGUCGUUACUCAUGAAUUUGUGCUUUCGGUGUUACGUGCUUCUUCUUGUCCAUGAAAAUACUUGGAAAGAAAAAAAGAAACAUAAAGUUUUGGCUGAUU
Messenger RNA from Brassica napus (rape), 3745 nucleotides. Its product is annotated as exportin-T-like. Gene Ontology annotation, cellular component: nuclear matrix; cytoplasm; nuclear pore. Bases 357 to 3329 code for a protein of 990 amino acids. Gene Ontology annotation, biological process: tRNA re-export from nucleus. Gene Ontology annotation, molecular function: tRNA binding; small GTPase binding. The record is from RefSeq and is a predicted model, not a curated record. NCBI's taxonomy places the organism in Eukaryota, Viridiplantae, Streptophyta, Magnoliopsida, Brassicales, Brassicaceae. The transcript has 14 exons.